AUGGCUAACGUCGCUGACUUGAAACUUGAAGACUUGAAGUUGCAGCGGCUAUGGGUUCUGAAACUUGAAGCUGAAAUUAUAGAAAUGUCCAUCAAUAUAGAAGAUGAGCCCGAUUGUGGGUCAGAUGUUGAUGUUAUGUCUGAUGAUGGACCAUAUAUUCUUGGAAUUCCAUCAACAGAACCUUCAAGUGUCGUAACACUUGAAACAAAUGAAACUACCAAAAGGAAAAGAAGGAGUGUAGUUUGGGAUGAGUUCACAAUCAUUGAUGGGAAGGGUUUUGAUGAUGGGAAGAACCGAGCUGAAUGCAAAAGAUGGAAAGUGACGUUAAGAGACAAAAAAGUUGACCAAGAUUUUGUGCGGGACAAAAUUACAAAGCUUAUUGUGAGACAUGAGUUACCUUUAGUUUUUGUUGAGUAUGAGGAGUUCAGAGAGUUAAUUACAUACCUUUUUUCAGGCUAUACCCAUAUUGCUCAAAACACACAAAUGUCGGAUAUUUUGAGGUUAUACAAUUUGGAGUCCAUUAGAAUCAGGAAUUUACUUAAUUCAUUUGCUGGGAGGAUUUCUUUGACAAGUGAUUUAUGGACAUCUAUCACUAAUGAUGGAUACAUUGCUUUGACUGCCCAUUACAUUGAUAAGGAUUGGUUGUUGCCUAAGAAGUUGUUAAAGUUUUGCAUCUUGCCACCUCCACACACUGGCAUCCAUAUUUGUGAAAUGGUUUCAAAAAUCUUGUCUGACUGGGGUAUUGAUCGGAAAUUGUUUUCAAUUACUUUAGAUAAUGCCAUAGCUAAUUUCUACUUUGUUGACUUGCUGAAGAAAAAUUUGAAUUUGAAGAAUGCUCUUUUAUGUAGAGGAUUACACUUUCAUAAUAGGUGUUGUGCACAUAUUCUCAAUCUUAUUGUACAAGAUGGAAUGAAACACAUAGAUGACUCUGUGGUGUUGGUGCGAUCUAGUAUAGCCUAUGUGAAAGGAUCACAUGCAAGAAAAGUAAAAUUCUUAGAAAUUUGUAAGCAGUUGGGAUUACAAAGUAGUAAGGGCUUACGUGCUGAUGUCUCCACAAGGUGGAACUCAACCUAUCUCAUGCUUGAUUCUGCAUUAUUUUAUUAUAAAGCAUUUGAGAACCUUGAACUAAUGGAUGACAACUUUAAAACUUGUCCUAGUUUUGAACAAUGGUUGAAGAUUGAGAGAUUAACGAGUUUUUUGUAUCCCUUCUAUGCAAUUACUGUUUUGCUUUCUGGUUCCAAGUAUCCCACAGCAAAUUUAUAUUUUGAAAAUGUUUGGGAGAUUCACAAAAGUUUAUUAGAAGAGGAAUUUAUGGUAUCCAAGCUUGCUGAGAUGGAUAAUGGAAGUAAAUCUCAAUUAGAUAUAUAUCUAGAUGAACCCAAGAUCUCAUUCAAUGAUAAUGAAUAUGAUGAGUAUGAUGUGUUGGCAUUCUAG
Messenger RNA from Macadamia integrifolia, 1434 nucleotides. RefSeq names its product zinc finger BED domain-containing protein RICESLEEPER 2-like. The transcript has 4 exons. The coding region runs from base 1 to 1434 and encodes 477 amino acids. The record is from RefSeq and is a predicted model, not a curated record. Lineage: Eukaryota; Viridiplantae; Streptophyta; Magnoliopsida; Proteales; Proteaceae.